Molecule: messenger RNA, 1083 nt
Organism: Striga hermonthica
Lineage: Eukaryota; Viridiplantae; Streptophyta; Magnoliopsida; Lamiales; Orobanchaceae
Source: the annotation of a GenBank genome assembly
AUGGGUUGCUUUGGUUGUUGUGAGAAAGAUGACAUGCACAAGGCUGCUGGUAAUGGGCCUUACAUGACAACUCAUGCUGCAGGCAACCAUGCAGGCUAUCACGCAACAGAAAGAGCACAAAAGGAUAAACAGAGUAUUAGCAUGCAGCCAAUAGCUGUGCCUGCCAUUCCAAUAGACGAGCUAAAGGACAUUACUGAUAAUUUCGGUUCAAAAUCGUUAAUUGGUGAGGGCUCUUACGGAAGGGUGUACCAUGGAGUCUUGAAAAUUGGACAGGCGGCUGCAGUUAAAAAGCUAGAUUCCAGCAAGCAGCCAGACCAAGAAUUUCUAGCGCAGGUCUCUAUGGUAUCAAGGCUAAAGCAUGAGAAUGUUGUUGGGUUGCUUGGUUACUCUGUGGAUGGUGGUCUUCGUAUUCUGGCAUACGAGUAUGCCCCUAAUGGCUCCCUACACGACAUUCUCCAUGGUCGGAAAGGUGUGAAAGGUGCACAACCAGGUCCAGUCUUGUCAUGGGCCCAGAGAGUUAAAAUUGCUGUUGGGGCCGCCAAAGGACUAGAAUACUUGCACGAGAAGGCACAACCUCAUAUCAUUCACCGUGACAUCAAGUCGAGCAAUGUUUUACUCUUUGAUGAUGAUGUUGCCAAGAUUGCGGAUUUUGAUUUGUCCAAUCAAGCCCCUGACAUGGCAGCGCGUCUUCAUUCUACUCGCGUCCUUGGGACUUUCGGUUAUCAUGCUCCUGAAUAUGCAAUGACCGGGCAACUAAGCUCAAAGAGUGAUGUUUACAGCUUUGGUGUUGUGCUCUUAGAACUCUUGACCGGCCGUAAACCAGUCGACCAUACACUUCCGAGGGGGCAACAAAGUCUCGUGACAUGGGCUACGCCUAAGCUAAGUGAAGACAAGGUGAAGCAGUGUGUAGAUGCUAGACUCAACGGAGAAUACCCUCCUAAGGCUGUUGCCAAGAUGGCUGCAGUAGCAGCCUUGUGUGUGCAAUACGAAGCCGAUUUUCGGCCAAAUAUGAGCAUUGUAGUAAAAGCUCUACAUCCCUUGUUGAAUACGAAUACUCGAUCUGGACCUCCACCCAACUUGUGA